AAGCGGCCGCGCCGCGCUGCCCGCCCGGGAUGCGGCCCCGGCGGCCGGGCCGGGCAUGAGGCACGGCGGGGGCAGCACCGGCACCGGCACCGACCGCUCCCGGGCACCGGCGGGGCUCCUCCUCGCUCUCUGCUAUGGACAGUGCCAUCACCCUGUGGCAGUUCCUCCUCCAGCUGCUCCAAGAGCCCCAGAACAAGAACAUCAUCUGCUGGACCUCCAACGACGGGGAAUUCAAGCUGCUGCAGGCAGAGGAGGUGGCCAGGCUCUGGGGGAUCCGCAAGAACAAGCCCAGCAUGAACUAUGAUAAACUCAGCCGGGCGCUGCGCUACUACUACGUGAAGAAUAUCAUUAAGAAGGUGAAUGGAAAGAAGUUCGUGUACAAAUUCGUGUCGUACCCGGAGAUCCUGAACAUGGAUCCGCUGGUGGUGGGCCGGAUCGAGGGGGACCCCGAAAUGCCCGGCUUUGGGGAGGUGACCAGCGCCCCCAAGGACGUGGAAAACUGUGGGAAGGAGAAAUCCCAGUCCUGUGCUAAAGCCUCCAGCCGCAACGACUACAUCCACUCAGGCCUCUACUCCUCCUUCACCCUCAACUCCCUCAACUCCUCCAGCGUGAAGCUCUUCAGGUCCAUCAAGAUCGAGAACCCGGCCGAGAAGCUGGCGGAGAAGAAACCUCAGGACCCCACUCCCUCUGUCAUCAAAUUUGUCACCAUGCCCUCCAAAAAACCUCCCUCUGCCCCCCUGGUCUCCACCACCUCGGCGGUGGCUGUCACCUCCACGGCUUCUGCCGCCCCGGCCGUGUCCUCGUCGCUUCCCCUGGGCUCCGAGGAGACUCUGCAGAGCCUGGAGACGCUCGUCCUGCCCAAGCUGAGCGUCCCCGAAGCUCCUCCAGCACCUUUGCCAAACCUGAGCACCAGCUUCACCCCGACCCCGCCCAUGGCCUCGGUGUCUCCUGCCCUCCAGGUGCCCUCCACGCCCCCCUCGCCGCCCCUCAGCUCCAACCCCGACCUGGACAUUGACACGGACAUCGAAUCUGUGGCUUCCCAGCAGCUGGAGCAGGCUCAGAGCCUCCAGCACCAAUCCCCAGAGCCCAAAGAGCAGCAGGAUUCAGCUGGGCUGGAGAAGGAAUUUGCCAAUCACCUCUCCAGAUCGAAAAAACCCAAAGGGCUGGAGCUGGCUCCCACUCUGGUCAUCACGGGCAGCGAUCCGAGUCCUCUGGGCAUCCUCAGUCCUUCCCUCCCAACUGCUUCUCUUACUCCAGCACUUUUCUCUCAGACUCCCAUCCUGCUGACCCCCAGCCCGCUGCUCUCCAGCAUCCACUUCUGGAGCACGCUGAGCCCCGUGGCCCCGCUCAGCCCUGCCCGCCUGCAAGGUGCUAACACCCUCUUCCAGUUCCCAUCAGUGCUGAACAGUCACGGCCCAUUUACGCUGUCGGGACUGGAUGGACCCUCCACCCCCGGCCCCUUUUCCCCGGAUCUCCAGAAGACAUAGCACAUGGAAUUCCUGGAAUUCCUGCGAAAGGACACCGUGGGACACUUCCGUUCAACCACACCUUUUUUUUUAAAGCGAGCAGUUUGUAAUUCCACAGAGAUUCUCCACAGUUGUUGCCAUUCCCGGAUCAAAAAGAAAAAAAAAAAAACCCACAAAAAAACAUUUUUUUUUGCAAAAAUUCCCCCCUUUUUUGGAAGAACCCAGGUUGGGAAUGUAUAUGCAAACGCCUUAAUAGGAGCUGCAGCUCCAGUCUCUUCUCCUCCUUGGUUUGGAAGGUUUUUUUCCACCUGUCCAAAAGGAAUUUUGGGUGGUGUUGGAGCAACUGAGUCUGCAGCAAACAGCACCGGAGGAGGCUUUUCUAUGUGACUCUUGGAAAAACAAACAAACAAAACCCUCUGUUCUUCUGCUUCCUGUGCUCAGCAAGGAGAAGCCUGGAUCCUGAUGGAAGCUGGCAUUCCAGGAAAAAUUUGGGAAUGAAUUUUGGGGUGUGUGCUGUCGGCUCUGCCCCCGGGGGCACCAGAACUUGUGCAGCAACAAAAGCAGCCGGGGCUUUUCUGCUGCCCUUCUCACUUUUUAUUUUUUUCUUUGCAAGGAAUUUUCUUUUUUUUUGAGGAUUUAUUCCAAGUUUAUGUCCAGGACAAUUCUGUGGAGCCCCUGGGAGAAGAGGUGGGGCUGGAUUUUGGAUGUUUCCCUGCCCUCCUUCCCUUCCCCAUGGACAGUUGGGAUCAGCUCCUCUCACUUCUCACACAAUUUGAAUGCUGGAGUCCAAACAUUUCUUGUGCCAGAGCCUGGGAGCUCCUGCUGGAUCAGCAGGAUGGCAGCAGGAUUUUCCCUGCACUUUUGGAGGGUUUUCCUUGGGUUUUUGGGGGAUUUUCCUUGGGUUUUUAGGGGAGGUUGCUGCCUGACCUGCAAUUCCAGGGCCCAGCAGGGUGAGUGAGAACAGCAACAUCCCAGCAUUUAGUGUUGCUCCUCUUUUCUCCACAAUUUUGGGAAAGCUUCCUGCUUUUCCCCACGUGGAAAAGCUCCUCUUCUGCUGUUUUUUACCCCAGGUUUUGCAGUGGAGCUGUUGAUUUAUUUUUUUUUGGAGGGAGCGCUGACCCCAAAGCAGGCUGAGGGGUUCCACGGGGUUCAGCCUGGUGGUAAAUCUGCUUUCACCUCCUUGGUGUCCUGGAUUAAAAAUGCAGAAUUGUUCUCCAGAGCCGUUAUUGGAGGUGAGGUGGAAUUUGUGUAGGUGGAUUUUUACACCUCAGGUGGCCUUGUAAGAAAAUUGAGGGGUGGGAAACACGAGAGCUGCUCCUCUCUCAGCCCCUCAGCCUGGCUGUGUUGGGCUGUGGGUCUGUGUCCUUCCAAUUUGGGGCGUCUGAUGUCAGGCAGCAACUUCUGGGUGUGAGUUGGGGGUGUCAGAGGAUCUUCCCCAUAAAAUAUUCCCAGAAAAACAGAUGGAGACAUCUCUUUCCUUCAGCAUCCUGCGAGCUGCCACGAGCAGAGGAAGAUUUUCCCCUCUCCAGCACGAGGAGCUGACAGUGUUUGCUGUAAAUACUGCACCUAUUCCACGGAUAAGUGGUGAACUCAAACUUUUCCAGAGGUUUUUUUGGUUUUUUUUUUCCCUUCUGCCACUUUUGCAGGCUUGGAAUUCCCUUUAAAGCCACAACAAACACCCGGGACUUUUCUUUUCCUGCAGUGAUGUUCCCUUUCUAUAUCCUGCCAUUGAGAUACAGAAAAAAAAAAACCACUUUUGUGUGUUCCUGACGUGACACCUGGGACAGGUGGGUGGAACAGAGUCGCUUUUUUUUGGGCAUUGUUCACCUGCCCAGGGGAAAAGUGGGAGAAAAAAAAUAUUCCUUUUUCAGGUGGAGAAGCAGGGAGUGAGCUCAUGGAGUGACCUGUCUUCCUGUUGGCUCCUGUCAGAGGCAAAAAAAUGCUUCACAUUUAGACAUCAGCAGAUGCAGGAGGAAAUUCCUGCGCCAGCAGCUCUUAAAAUGUGCAAUAUUGACCUUUUGUUUUAAUUUAAUUUUUAUUUUUGACAUGCAGAAGCGAAGCUGCAGGUGAUCAUGAAGAGCAGGCAUCUGGAAUUUUUUUUUUUUGCUUUUUUGGAGCCUGCUCUGGGAAAUUUUCUAGAGCUAUGUAUAAAUAGCAGCACUUUGGUUGGUUCAGGUUGGCCAAUUUUAUGCCUACCAAAUACGUGGACUUUUGACAUUUGCAGGCUGGGAUUUGAAUUGAAAAUUCAUGAAUGAUGAGCACUAAAAACUUGCAAUUUAAUUGCUUCCCUUUCCCUCUUGUUCCCCUGUGGAGAAAAGCCAAGUUUAGCUGUUGAAAAAUUUGUGCACUUAAUUCUUCGUGAGCUUUUAUGGCUUUGGGCAGAGGGUCAAGCCCAAAAAAAAAUAUUAUUUGUGGGCUCCUGCUCCUCUCCAAGCAGCUUCCCAAAAUUGCUGUGCCGCAGAGAAUCCAGGUUUUCCUGUGGGAAUGCUGAGUUUUUGUGGAAUGAGAAGGUUGAAUUCCCUGGAUGGGAAAGUUUCCACCAGGUAAAAAACCCAAAAAAAAUCAGAUUGAGAAGCUCAGGAGGGAAAGCUGAUGGAAAAGGGAGAGGAGCAGCUUUCGCUGCCUUUUCUCCACUGCAAUUUUCAGGUCACUGAAAAUUAUUUCAGGAAAUAAAGGGAAUAUUUCCUUGUGCAUGUGCUGCCUGCCAGGGAGCUGCCAGCUUUUCCUGGCUCGCAUUCCUGACAGAGCCUCCCUGUCAGCUGCUGGUUCUUUAGGUCACUUCAGGAGCACUUUUUGUGCAGCUCCUUGUUUUUAAUUUAACUUAGGGCAGGUGGGGUUAGAGUAGAUUCUGUUUUAGUUCUGUACCGUGGUGAUUUAAAAAAAAAAAAAAUUAAAAAUGCAGCAUUAGAGAAGCUUUUUUCCCCCUUAGGUUCUUGUUGCUGGAGUAGCUUUGGUUUUGUGGAAUUAUUGGUGAUUUUUGCAUCAGUUCGUUCCUGGCUGGCUUGGGUUGUGUGGAAGGUCAAAGCAUUUGGAAGGAAAAGCGUUUUGGUAGAACAAAAAGAGUUUGGUAGAAGACAGACAAGAGCCCAGCAUCCUCCCCAGCUUCUGGAAAUGGGAAUAAAUCCCUAAAAUUCAAAAAUCUGGUAGGAUUUAAGGGCGUGGAAGCUGAAUUUGUGUCUUGCUCCUGGGAAUCUCUUGUUUUUUUGGGAUUUUUUUCCAUGUGGAGCUGCUGCUGCUGUUUGGGAUCCUGGAUUUUCAGGGUUCCUGGCAGGAGCAGCCCGUGCCAACAGGAAAAUGGCCCAUGGUUAUGAAAUCCUUGAUUUUCUGUCUUCCCUGGGAAGGUGAUCCUGGUAAAAAGAGGGGGAUUCAGGAAUUUUGGGGUUUUUUAGCAGCAGCUUUAGGUUUAGAGCUUUGUUCCAGACCCGUCCUCAGCAGGGGAUGCAGUUCCCUGCCCAGGUUUUGGCACAUUCCAGCUCUGUGGUAGGAAAAGAUAAAAUUCCUGGAGUUGGACAAUUCCUUCUUUUCACUUGGAGCCUCCCAAGGCUUCAGGACCUGUGGGAUCUUUGGGAUGAUGGAGAACAGAAAGGCUUUGGUUGGGAUCAUUUCCCCCUCUGACACAUUUUCAAACCUCGGCUGUCUCACAAAUGGAAUAUUUUGGGUUUUAAAUGUUCAUUCUGAGGGCAGUGAAGCUGCUGAGGUGCAGAUCUCCCUUCCCCACCUUCCCCCAGCCCGGGGAGCUGCAUCCCUGUGGGAUUCCCUGGAAAUUCCAGCUGGGAUGGGGGUGAAGGGCUCUGCUCCCCUCCUGGAGCUUUUCCUCCAGCUGAGCUCACAACCUGCAGCUCUGCCCCUCUCUUGUGGCUUUAUUCAUUUAUCAUUUAUCAUUUAUUUCCCUUUUUCCCUCCUGUUUUCUGGCAUUUUUUGAUGUGCUCUGCAGUUUCACCUCUCCCAUUUUUAAGGCAGAUUUGUUUCCAUCUCGGUGUUGUACCAAGGUGUUGUCAGCUCUGGGUCAGGGAAUGUUGUUAAAAUCCACAAGUACUUAACAACUUUUUGAGUUUUGGGCGAUUAUUGUGGUUUGUUUCCUUGCUCGGCUCUGUGAGGGAUAGAAUCUGGAUCUGGAAGAGGAGAAAUGGGGGAAGAAAACAAAAAAAAAAAGAGAAGUUUUGGCCUCUGAGGUGGUGGGGUGGUUUUGUCUUAAAAAUCACAGAGUGGGUGUUGCAAGCAGCCCCUGAGAGAGCCCAAAAUCCCUGAAUAUUCACUCAGGAGCUCUCCAGGAUGUUUGAUCAGGCUGGUGCUGCCUGAACAGAGGUUGGUUUGGAGUUAAUUAAGCAGUAAUUAGCGGUGGCUGUUGAGUGUGAGCAGAUCAGGGGAGUGGGGCAGGCUGGAGCUGCUGGAUCAGAGCUGGCAGAGGGAGAUUUUGGGAUAAAUGCAGGGACAGUUUUAUGUCCCUUUUCCUUGGGGAAUUCUCAUUCCCCUCUGGGUUUAGGGCUGAGAAGUUGAUUUGGAAUAAUAAAGCUAGGGAGAAAAAAAAAACAAACAAAAAAACCAAAAAAGGGAGAAAAUUCCAGGGAAAAGCAGUCCUGUGUGAGACCAGGGCAGCUGGAAUUCAUCUGGGGGUGAAUCCUUCUCCAGCAGGAAUUUUGGGAGUCAGAAUUCCCAGGAAUCCUGAGAACCAGCACACAUCCAGCAGCAGCAGCUCCAGCUUCCCUGGGCUGGGCAGAUUUUAUGUCUUGGAGGGAUUUAAAUCAAUUUAAAUCAAAUUUUAGCCACUCCAGCACUCCCAUCCAGCUGUGUGCUGUCCUGUUCACCCCUGGAGUGCACAUCUGGUUUGGGAAGGGGAUUUUGGCAGCUGCUCCAACUUCCCUGGGCUGGUUUUUCGGUGUCUUGGAGGGAAUUAAAUAAUUUUAAACCAAACUUUAGCCACUGCAGCACCCCCAUCCCAUCCAGCUGUGUGCCAGUCUUGUCCUGCUCAUUCCUGAGGCAUUUUUGGGGCACAAAAUUCCCCUGGGAGCAAGGGAAGGGAGAGGUGGCCAGAGAGAAAUCCUUGGGAAUGGCACCAAAUCUUCCUCCAGAGGCUGAUUUUAGUCAGGAGGACAAAACACAGGAGCCCCCAGGGCAGUGCUGCCCUUUCCUGUCGGGAUUCCCUGUAGAGCUUGGGGCAGAAAAGUGAAAUUUUGGGUUUUUUGGUGUCACUAAAUCCUGAACUGAGGGAUUUUAUUCCUGCCUUUAUGCCAGGAAUCAGCAGAAUGUGUUCCCUGCAGGUUGUUUUCCUGUUGGAACAGCAAAAUGUCUGCUUCCCAUAAAUUAUUUUGGAACAAAACCACCCUAAAACUGGCAAAAAAAAAAAAAAAUAGAAGAAGAAUUUUGUUUCCACCUCCCAAAGCAAGCAGAUUUUGCUUGUGGAGCUCUUCCAGACCCUGAUGAGAAGCACGCUCAGAGCUGAAAAAAUUGUAAGUUUAUUUUAUUUUUUUUUUUUUUUUUUGAUUCCUCAGUGUUUAACUCUGCCUGGAGCACACGUGGGUCAUGCCUGGCAGGAUGUGUUCCCAAAAUUCCAUAUAAAUAUCCCCAUCCUCCCUCGGAGCAGAUUCUGCACUCCUCAGUCGCCACUUUGAAAUGUUUCACACUCCCUUGGGAGGUUUUUUUUUGGGGUUUUUUUUUCCCCCUUUUUUAACACUCAAACCCAUCCUGCCCCAGCGUGCACUCGUGAGUUGCCAAAGGUUUAUUUUUUGAUGUCGUUGCUUGCCACAUCUGAAAAGAAAAUAAGAAAACAAGUGUCUUAAAUGUGUUUUGGAGUAGUUUUGUGUGCGUGGAACAAAAUUUUGGGCUGGAUUUCAGAGAUUUCUGUGCUGAGGUUGUGCUGCAGGAGGUUUUCAUCUCAAAGAGGAGGAAAUGACCCUUUGGAAAUCAGGGAUGUGAGUGGAGCCCAUUGCAGAGCCCUUUUCAGCAGUGCUGUACCAAUAACUGGAAGCUGUUGUUGUUUAUUUUGAUUUUUUUUUUUUCCUUUGGGGUGAUUUUUCUGUGGUUUUUUGGAGCACUGUGCGUGAUUCCCGGAGUGUGCUGUGUGCUGGGCUCCAAUAUUCCAACCCCUGGCUUUGCCCUCAGCUCCUUGGGAUGUGUUUCUGGCUUGUUUUUUAUUAAUUUUUAUUUUCCCCUAGCAUGUCCUAACCCCCUCCAAGCUUUGAACCUAAAAUUGUGUUGAUUUUUAAUUUCCUGUCGUCGUUGUUGUGCUGUUGUUCAGUUGCACAGAGUUUUUUUUUUUCCUAUGUAUAAAAUACACUUUUGAAACGUUUUUCAUUCUCCGUCAACAGGGUUGAGAUUUAUUCUUCGUAACUUUGAAAAAUUCUGAAAAUCCUUUGAAAAAUUCCUUAAAAUUCCCUUUGCCAACCUGUUUUGUAGCCUGUUGCAGUGUUACCAGAUGGCCUUAUGUACGUCACAGUGCUUUGUGAUGGGUACAGUAGCACAUUUAAUGCUUCUUCCCCUCUGUUUUUAGAGCUGAGAAGUUGAUUUGGAAUAAUAAAGUUGUGGGGAGAAGGGGAAAAAAAAAAAAAAAAAAGGGAAAAAAUCUUGGGAAACGCAGUGGUCGUGUCCACGAAAGGAGAUCAGGGCAGCUGGAAUUCAUCAUCAAAAAAUAAAUUUAAAAAAAAAAAGGGAGAAAAUUCCAGGGAAAAACAGCAGUCCUGUGUGAGACCAGGGCAGCUGGAAUUCAUCUGGGGGUGAAUCCUUCUCCAGCAGGAAUUUUGGGAAUCAGAAUUCCCAGAAAUCCUGGGAACCAGCACAGAUCCAGCAGCUUCCCUGGGCUGGGCAGGGGCAUUUUUUUGUGUGUCUUGAAGGGAUUUAAAUCGAUUUAAAUUGAUUUAAAUCCAUUUUUUUAGCCACUGCAGCACCCCCAUCCAGCUGUGUGCUGUUCCUGGAGUGCACAUCUGGUUUGGGAAGGGGAUUUUGGGGUGGGAUCCCUGCUGGAAUUUUCAGGCAGUUUUUUGGGAGCUGGGAGCAGAUCCCGAGCUCUGGAACUCUGGGCUGGAUUUUUUUUACCUUCCCCAGUUUGACCUUGCUGAGAUUUUUCAGAACAAUCAGGGGGGAAAAAAUCCCCUGAAAGGAGCAGAAAGGGGAACAAUUCCAGUGGCUCUUUCCAGAACAGAGUUGCAUUUUUUUUUCCUCUAUAAAUAUAUAUAUAAAUAUAUAUAUAUAAAGUAAAAAUUCAUGAGGCAAAAUCCCCUGAAAGGAGCAGAAAGGGGAACAUUUCCAGUGGCUCUUUCCAGAACAGAGUUGCAUUUUUUUUCUCUAUAAACAUAUAUAUAUAUAAAUAUAUAUAUAUAUAUAAAGUACAAAUUCAAGAGGCAAAAUAACGUUGUAGUGAGUGUCUGAAACUUCCUGCACUGGAGACUUUUCUGGACAAGACAACUGUAAAAAUCACCCCUCGUUUCCAGCUAGGUGACCCUGCCUGGGACAGAAUUGCUUCUCAGUCUAACUUUUUUUAUUUUUAAAUACCUUAUUAGAGUAUUAAUGCCAUUGUGUUUAAAAAAAAAAAAAUGCUGGUAUGUAAUGCAAGUACAUAAAUAGCCAAAGUUUUCAGUAAUUGUUCAGUGUUACUAAAUUUUGCUUUUAUUUAACCUUCUGAGAUAACAUUUAGGAAGACCUUCAGCGUGUAAAUCCUCCUGAAAAUUCAAAGUAUGAGCAACUGGAUUAGGGCAGGGAUGGAGUUGUUUGAGCACAUUUCAGGUUUGAAUACAAACAGGAGGCAAAAAGAUGCAAAAUUUCCUUUGCACUGUCCUGACACUUCAAAGUGACUCUUUGGGAAUUGUUAUUCAAACAUCAUGAAGGUCUUUCCUGAGAAAUCAGGUGACUUUUUUCUAUUGCUUCGAUUUUUGUGCAAAAAAAAAAAAAACCAACAAAACAAAAAUAAAAAAAUCUAUGUAUUGCAAUCUUUUUUUUUUUUUUAAUGGGGUGGGAAUAGUUAAAGAAAACUAUUUUAUGUAAGAACUGACAGAGGGAUUUUGCUUUGUAUAAUGCAAGCUGGCUUUAAAAAAAGCAUUGUAGCAAAUUCAAGUCAAUCAUAUGUUAAUAGUUAUGUGCAACCAGACAUGCAAAACAAUUGUAUUUUUUUAAAUAAAUAUUUUUAACAAA
Molecule: messenger RNA, 9587 nt
Organism: Taeniopygia guttata (zebra finch)
Lineage: Eukaryota; Metazoa; Chordata; Aves; Passeriformes; Estrildidae
Gene: ELK4
Product: ETS transcription factor ELK4
Biological process (GO): cell differentiation; regulation of transcription by RNA polymerase II
Cellular component (GO): nucleus
Molecular function (GO): DNA-binding transcription factor activity, RNA polymerase II-specific; sequence-specific DNA binding
Source: RefSeq, a predicted model, not a curated record